Exophiala viscosa is the source of this 1782-nucleotide messenger RNA. RefSeq names its product isocitrate lyase. Bases 1 to 1782 code for a protein of 593 amino acids. The record is from RefSeq and is a predicted model, not a curated record. Gene Ontology annotation, cellular component: mitochondrial matrix. Gene Ontology annotation, molecular function: isocitrate lyase activity; methylisocitrate lyase activity. The transcript has a single exon. Lineage: Eukaryota; Fungi; Ascomycota; Eurotiomycetes; Chaetothyriales; Herpotrichiellaceae.
AUGCUGCGCAGAGUGCCCAGAAGCCUUCCAAGGCUGUCACAUCGACCAGUGCUCAGACCUGUAGCGACGAGACCAAUUCUCGCAACCAUGACCCGUCACCUGUCCUCUCUACCGCCAGUCGAACCUCCCAUCUCCACCUCGCUUCCCUCCGACUCCUUCCAGUUACUUUCUACUGAAGAAAAGGCCGGUGAUGCCGAGGACGUCCUGUUCAAACAGCAAAUAGAGGACGUGAAGAAGUGGUGGGCGACGCCCAGAUACAAGGGCAUCAAGAGACCGUAUACUCCAGCCGAUGUUGUUAGCAAACGGGGCACUUUGCAACAGACAUAUCCUAGCUCUGUGAUGGCUCGGAAGUUAUUCAACUUGCUCAACGAAAGAGCAGCAGAAGGCAAGCCGGUUCAUACGAUGGGCGCGAUUGACCCUGUACAAAUGACACAACAGGCACCCAAUCAAGAAAUCCUCUACGUGUCGGGUUGGGCUUGUUCGUCCGUUUUAACCACCACAAAUGAAGUGUCGGCAGACUUUGGCGACUACCCUUAUAACACAGUACCAAACCAGGUACAGCGGCUGUUCAAAGCCCAACAGCUGCAUGACCGCAAGAACUAUGAUUCGAGGAGGAAACUGAGUGCGGAAGAGCGCAAGAAUACCCCGUAUAUUGACUAUAUGAGGCCUAUCGUGGCCGAUGGAGAUACCGGUCAUGGUGGUUUGUCGGCUGUUAUCAAGUUGGCCAAACUAUUUGCGGAAAAUGGAGCCGCGGCAGUUCAUUUCGAAGAUCAGCUCCAUGGCGGCAAGAAGUGUGGACAUCUGGCCGGCAAGGUAUUAGUGCCAGUUGGCGAUCACAUCAACCGACUUGUGGCUGCCAGAUUCCAGUGGGAUUUGAUGGGUUGCGAAAACCUUGUCAUUGCACGAACCGACUCGGAGAGCGGAAAACUGCUCUCUAGUGCCGUUGACGUCCGGGAUCACGAAUACAUUCUGGGUGUGACAGAGGAGACGGAACCUCUGUCCGAAGUCCUACAAGAAAUGGAAGCCAAGGGUGCCAGUGGGCCUGAUAUUGACUCGUUCGAAUCUGCUUGGGUCAAGAAACACAAGCUGGUCACCUUUGAUGAGGCUGUUGAAGCUCAUAUCAAGUCUGAAGGUGGCGAUGCCUCUGAGUACCUCGCCAAAACCAAGGAAAACCGCAACCUGUCGCUCACCAAGCGUCGUUCUCUCUCUUCCCAGUACACGAAGUCUCCUGUGGUCUGGUCGAGUGAUGUUCCCCGAACACGAGAAGGAUUCUAUCACUAUCGGGCAGGCCUACCGGCAGCAACCAAGCGAGCUAUAGAAUUUGCUCCCUAUGCUGACUUGCUGUGGCUUGAGACCGCCGAUCCAUCUGUGUCCAAAGGCGCAGGCUUUGCCAGAGAGAUCCGCGAGCAAUACCCUGGUAAGCAGCUGGUGUACAACCUUAGCCCGUCGUUCAACUGGAUGGGACAGGGCUUUGACGAUGCCUCUCUGAAGUCCUUUGUCUGGGAUCUCGCCAGGGAAGGAUUCGUCCUUCAAUUGAUCUCUCUGGCUGGCCUGCAUUCUGGAGCCACCAUCACCGCUGAACUAUCUCGAGGCUUCAAGGAGGAUGGUAUGCUUGCAUAUGUCAAGUUGGUGCAAAGCCGAGAGAAGGAGCUAGGCGUCGAUGUCUUGACACACCAGAAGUGGAGCGGAGCCCCAUACAUUGACGGUAUCAUUGGAGCUAUCCAGUCUGGAAGCAGCGGGAGCAGGAGUAUGGGUGAAGGCAACACGGAGUCCGGGUUCUAG